GCGCCAUUUGCUUUCGCCUAGCUAGUGCAUCUGUGCAUGCAACCGAGGUGGCCGUAGGGUCUCUGUUUCCCAGCAUUGGCAAGGAUUGACCCCAAAAUCUCUCUCAGGCAAAUCAGCCUUUCUACAGCAAAUCUGAUCCUAUAAAUCCUAUAGCUCGCUCAGCUGCGCUCCUUCGCUGUCCCAGUAGCAUAGCCAGUUCAGUUCAGCAUCUCCUCGACGCUACGCUUCGCUUUUAAUACGCGCACUGUGGCCUCGCUGCGCACGCAUGCUUCACCGUUGCAGCAGCGGAAGCCAGCAGAGCAUCGCCGCAGCCCCAACCAUGCCGUCCACCACCUUCUCCCUCUUCUUCCCGCUGCCCAAGGGCCAGUGGCUGGCGGCGGAGGACGAGGCCGCCUGCGACGACGACCACAGCUCCGUCACCACCUCCCCGUCCUCGUCGUCCACGGGCUCCGUCGACUGCACGCUCUCGCUCGGGACGCCGUCGUCGCGCCGCGCCGCUGAGCUGGCGGAGCUGACCAAGCGCGUCGUCGCGCAGCCGGCGUACCCGUCCGUGUCAGCUGCCACCGUGUCGUGGGACGUUGCUGCUGAUCAGUCCUCAUACUACUGCCAGGGCAGCAAGCCCGCCGGCGGAGCAGCCAAGGGCGCCAUGGCGUACGCCGGGCACGACCCACUGCUCCUGGACCGCUGCUGCGCCAACUGCGGCACCACGUCGACGCCUCUCUGGAGGAACGGCCCUCGCGGGCCCAAGUCCCUGUGCAACGCCUGCGGCAUCAGGUACAAGAAGGAGGAGCGGCGCGCGGCGGCGAUGGAGAGCGGCGCCGCCGGGUGCGGCUACAGCGCGCAGGGAGCGCAGCACGGGCCGUCAGCCGCGAAGGCUUCGCACGGCGCCGCGUCGUACGGCGAGGGGGCGUUCCCGUGCGUUGGCGACGCGGACACCGAUGCGCCGCUCCUCGCGUGGCGGCUCAACGUCGUUGCGCCGGCGCCGGCGCCUUCGUUCGCGGUGUGGCCGGAGCGUACCAGCCUGUUCCAGUACAACUAG
This is a messenger RNA of Phragmites australis (common reed), 1039 nucleotides long. Its product is annotated as GATA transcription factor 15-like. NCBI's taxonomy places the organism in Eukaryota, Viridiplantae, Streptophyta, Magnoliopsida, Poales, Poaceae. The coding region runs from base 266 to 1039 and encodes 257 amino acids. Gene Ontology annotation, biological process: regulation of DNA-templated transcription; flower development. The transcript is spliced from 2 exons. The record is from RefSeq and is a predicted model, not a curated record. Gene Ontology annotation, molecular function: sequence-specific DNA binding; DNA-binding transcription factor activity; zinc ion binding.